Molecule: messenger RNA, 1184 nt
Organism: Pyrus x bretschneideri (Chinese white pear)
Lineage: Eukaryota; Viridiplantae; Streptophyta; Magnoliopsida; Rosales; Rosaceae
Product: 50S ribosomal protein L7/L12
Exons: 2
Coding region: 243-890 (215 amino acids)
Biological process (GO): translation
Cellular component (GO): ribosome
Molecular function (GO): structural constituent of ribosome
Source: RefSeq, a predicted model, not a curated record
UGUUUAAAUGGGGUUUUCCUAUUUUCUUUUUUCUUUUUUCUUUUCCAUUUAAAAAUCAUAAAACAAAACCCUUCUCGCUCAGUCGCUCAGUCUCUCUAGGGUUCUACCUCCAGCUUCAACAAGCUCAGAACUUGUUUUGUGUAGAUUCCGGAUCCAGAUAAGCGAUUGUGAGAAUUGAAAUGGGUUUGUCAUAGGUUGAUUUCCAUUGUUAGAGAACCUACUCGUGUGCAAACCUUGAAAAGAUGAGUUUGAUCUUGAGAUUACGGAAUCAUUUGCCUAAUGGGCUUUGCAGAAGACCACUUAUUUCAUCCCUUGGAGGACUGAAUACUGGUAGCUUAAAUGGGUUUUGUCGGAACUUUGGUCAACCUGCAAGGCGAGAAGAGGAAGAGGAGGAAGAAGUGGAGAUUGACCAAAGGAGACUCCCUGCUGAUUAUGAUCCAGCAACAUUUGAUCCCACAGAGCAUCGUAGUCCUCCAACUGAUCGGGUUUUUAGGCUCGUAGAUGAAAUAUCGUCACUCACACUAGUUGAAGUUGCUGAGCUGGGCUCCAUUUUGAUGAGAAAAAAGGGAAUGACGGAACCACCAGUUGUGGGAGUUAUGAAGCCGGGAGCUGCUGGAUUAGGAUUGGCAAUGAAGGGGCCGUCAUCGGCAGCUAAGGAGGAGAAGAAACCAGAAAAGACUGUAUUUGAAUUGAAAUUGGAGUCAUUUGAGGCAGCCUCUAAAAUAAAACUGAUCAAGGAGGUAAGGAGCUUCACCGACUUAGGACUCAAGGAAGCAAAGGAUUUAGUGGAGAAGGCGCCAUCGGUGCUAAAGACAGGAGUGUCAAAGGAAGAAGGAGAGCAACUGGUAGAGAAGCUGAAAGCUCUUGGCGCAAAAGUUUCCCUUGAAUGAAAUAAAAAGACGAUCCAGAUGUACUCCUCUUCGAGAUAUUGCGAGAUUAGUCAAUGUUUCCUUGGGAAUACCAGGUGAUCAGCUUUUCAGAGUUUUAUCAAUCCUUAUGAAUCACAUCUCAGAUUUCCUCCAACUGUUUUAUGUUCAGAAAUUUGCUCACGAUUGAUUUCUUUACUGUAUUGAUAUCUAUUCUGGUAAAGCUGAGAUUUUGAUUAAGAAUGGUCCGCAGACGAAGGCCGAUUUCCAUAAUUCUUGGACCUUUGUUUAGUUUCUUCAUUAUUAAUAUUUCUAUUA